AUGAGGGGUGGUGGAGAGGGGGAACGGGAAGGUGAAGGUCUAUCAAAGUCCUCUAUACUCAUCGAAUCCUUCUUCUGCUUCCCACGCUGCUUGUUCUUCAUCUGUGUCCUAUGGUAUGGAUCAUUCUUCUACUAUAGACAUCUUGGGGGUCGAGAGGAUAGAGGGUUCAGUGGAGGGUGUUUUUUCGUAAGGUUAUUCGACAAGAGUGUCUUCAAAGGAAAGGUAGAUGGAUUUGCUGGAAGACAUGUUUGCUGUGGGAGUGGAUGA
Messenger RNA from Heterobasidion irregulare TC 32-1, 267 nucleotides. RefSeq lists its product as uncharacterized. The record is from RefSeq and is a predicted model, not a curated record. NCBI's taxonomy places the organism in Eukaryota, Fungi, Basidiomycota, Agaricomycetes, Russulales, Bondarzewiaceae. Bases 1 to 267 code for a protein of 88 amino acids. The transcript has 2 exons.